Molecule: messenger RNA, 3105 nt
Organism: Cannabis sativa
Lineage: Eukaryota; Viridiplantae; Streptophyta; Magnoliopsida; Rosales; Cannabaceae
Exons: 3
Coding region: 1414-3105 (563 amino acids)
Source: RefSeq, a predicted model, not a curated record
GUUACGAAAAGUGGACAUACCACGGGGAAGCAGAAUCUAGUGCCACUAAUGUAAUGAACGACCAUGAUGACGCUGAUGAUGAUACUGAAAUAGACGAGAUGAUUCCAAUAGUGGAUGACUUCCUUCAGCCGUCAUUCGAAAUGGAUGAUAAUCCAGAUGCAAAUCAAUGGCGCGACGAAUUAUUUGAAGAAAUUGAGGCCGAGUUGUAUCCUGGUUGUGAUUGGAUAUCUUCUCUUAACUUUUUGGCAAAGUUAUUGCAUUUGAAAGUUAGGGGAAAGAUUCCUAACAACAUAUUUGAUGAAUUACUGAAGUGAUUAAAAUUUGCUUUUCCAAAGGAAAAUAAAAUUCCAUCAAACUAUUAUGAUGCCAAGAAAAAAUUGAAAAAAUUAGGAUUGGGGUAUGAGUCUAUUCAUGUGUGCAAGCACAAUUGCUGUUUAUUUUACAAUGAACAUGCAAAUGAAGAUUCAUGUCCAGUCUGUGGCACUAGUAGAUGGAUAACUUCAGAAAAUUUAGGAGCAAAAAAGGUGCCUCAUAAGGUGAUGCGUUACUUUCCAUUAAUUCCGCGACUGAAGAGAUUGUAUACUUCAAGGCAUACGGCUAAAUACAUGGUAUGGCACCACAGUGGUAAAUCAAAAGAUGAGGGUGUGAUGCGACACCCUGUGGAUGGUGCAGCGUGGAAGGACUUUGAUGCCAAACACCCUGAUUUUGCUAGUGAACCUCGAAAUGUUCGUCUCGGUUUAGCUGCUGAUGGCUUUAAUCCAUUUGGCAAUAUGAGCCAAGCUUAUAGUAUGUGGCCUGUAGUUUUGGCGAACUAUAAUCUUCCACCUUGGUUAUGUAUGAAAGAUAAUAAUUUUAUGUUGACCAUUCUAAUUCUUGGAGAUAAAUCACCCGGAAUGGACAUAGACAUAUUUUUAAGACCCUUGGUGGAUGAGUUGAAGGAGUUGUGGGUUAACGGAGUAGAUACGAGAGAUUGUCGAACCAACACUGUCUUCAAGUUGCGUGCAGCUCUUUUGUGGACAGUGAAUGAUUUUCCUGCUCGUAGUUAUUUGUCUGGUUGGAGUGGUCAGGGAUAUAAAGCUUGUCCUACUUGCAAUGAAGAUACAUCUUCUAUUCGAGUAAUUGGUAAGACAUCUUACGUGGGUCAUAGAAGAUUUCUGCCAAAUAACCAUCGAAUGAGAAGGGAUACUCAAUUUGACGGAAAAAUUGAGAGAAGACCUCCUCCAAAACGUUUUACUUGUGAAGAAGUAUUAGAACAAGUAAACAAACUCCCACCCCACCUCCCUGGAAAUCAUGAGCUCUUUGGUGGUGUGAAACGUAGGCGAGUUGCAGAAAAUCAUAAUUGGCGGAAAAAAAAGCAUCUUCUACGAGCUUGACUAUUGGUGUUCAAAUAUUCUUAAACACAAUAUUGAUGUCAUGCAUGUUGAGAAGAAUGUUUGUGAUAGUUUAUUGGGCACAAUAUUGGACAAUGAGAAAUCCAAGGACACUACCAAUGCAAGACAUGAUUUAAAGAAGCUAGGCGUCAGAGAAUCGUUGUGGAUUUAUGAAGACGAGAGGGGGAAGUUGUUGAAACCUCAUGCACCUUACGUGCUUAAACCUGAUGACAGGAUCCAAUUUUGUAAAUUUAUUAAGGAUGUGAAAUUUCCCGAUGGCUUUUGUUCGAAUUUGAAAAAAAAAGUAAAUGAAAAUUUAACAAAUGUCAUCGGAUUGAAGUCACACGACUGCCAUGUAAUAAUGCAACGAUUACUGUCUGUUGGUGUUCGCAAGUUUCUCCCGAACGCUAUAUCGACCACCAUCUCUGAACUGUGCAACUUUUUCAGGCAAAUUUGUUCAAGGACUAUAAAUGUUAAAGACAUGGAGGUUGCUCAACAAGAUCUUAUUUUAAUCUUGUGUAAAAUGGAGUCCAUAUUUCCUCCUGCAUUUUUUGACAUUAUGAUUCAUUUGGUCCUUCAUUUGCCUGAAGAAGCAAUUUUGGGUGGACCUGUUUUUAUGAGGUGGAUGUAUCCAUUUGAAAGAUACAUGAAAAAAUUGAAGAACUACGUAGGAAAUAAAGCACGUCCUGAAGGGUCGAUAGCAGAAAGUUACGUGAUUGAUGAGGCUUUGACAUUUUGUUCAAUGUAUUUCAAGGGGGUUGAAACAAGGUUUAACCGUCUUGAUCGUAAUGAAGAUGAGGUUGUCCCACGUAAGCUUUCUGUGUUUCAAUCUCAAUGUCGACCCAUCACAAAAGGCAAUCUCCGGCCACUUGAUCGCGCAUCUCGUGAACAAGUAAAGUGUGAACACUUGGAAGUGAUUCGACAAAAUUACCCGAAUGGAGAUCAUAAUGUCCUACACAAAAAAUAUUUUCGUCCGUGGUUUCAUAAGAAGAUAUAUGACUUGCACAAGUCUGGAUCAUUAGACAAUGGCAAAGAGUUGCUAGCUUUAGUAUCCGGGUCUGAUCACUUAGGCACUUACUAUGAAGGUUGUAUUGUGAAUGGAGUUCGAUUUAUGGCUACCAAAAGAGAUGAGAAGAGGAGCACACAAAAUAGUGGAGUAUUUGUGGCAGGAACAGAAGGUUUUAAUUAUUACGGCACACUCACUGAAGUGCUAAAGUUAACCUUCACUGGUGUUUACUCUGUCACAUUAUUUAAGUGCAAGUGGUACAAUACAAAUCCAAGACGGAAGAAAACAAUCGUCGAGAACCUUAUCACUAGUAUUAAUGUCAGUGGUGUAUGGUAUAAAGAUGACCCAUACAUACUUGCUAGUCAAGCAAAGCAAGUGUUUUAUCUCGAUGAUUUAUGGAGAGGGAAAAAUUGGAAAAUAGUUGAGAAUGUAAAUCACCGACAAAUUUGGGAUAUCGUGGAUGAUGAUCCUAACGUCGAAAUUGAUUUGGUACACGACACCAACUCCUCCAAUUUUGUGUUAACAGUUGAUCUUGGGGAGUUAAUUUUGCUACCUAAUCAACCUCCUAUAGACAUUGGCACUGAACCUAGUUCGCCUGUCAACGAAGAUGACCGCAACGUGGACGACGAAGAUGCUACUGAAGAAUCUGACGAAGAAAUUUUAGUUGACCUUUGUGAAGAUGAUGUGAAUGAUCAUUUAGUUAAUAAUGAUAGUGAUAUGGAUGAUUAA